Molecule: messenger RNA, 423 nt
Organism: Solanum pennellii
Lineage: Eukaryota; Viridiplantae; Streptophyta; Magnoliopsida; Solanales; Solanaceae
Product: protein PXR1-like
Exons: 3
Coding region: 1-423 (140 amino acids)
Source: RefSeq, a predicted model, not a curated record
AUGAUUAUUGAGAAGAAAGAAAAGGAGAAGAAGGAAAAGAAGGAGAUGGAGAAGGAAAAGGAGAAGAAUGCGAAACAGGAGAAGGAGAAGAAGGCGAAACAGGAGAAGGAGAAGGAGAAGAAGAAUAAGGCAAAGGAGAUGGAGAUGAAGAAGCAGAAAGAAAAAGCGAAAGCGAAAAAGAAAGGGAAGAAAGUCAAAGUUGUCAGUUGUGAUGUGAAGCGACAAUAUCAGUUUGAAGGUUUUAACAUUGAUGGAGAGGGUCCAACUGAACUAAUGUACUUCUUCUCGCAAUGGAUAAAAGAGGGUCUUUACAAGCAUCAUGCAAAAAAAGGAACCAAGGAGGAUCACUACUUAGACAAUUUCUCAAAAUUUGAAUUUGACGAACUUGAUUUAGUAGUUGCAUUUCCAAUGAAUAAGGACUAG